Cladophialophora bantiana CBS 173.52 is the source of this 894-nucleotide messenger RNA. RefSeq lists its product as uncharacterized. NCBI's taxonomy places the organism in Eukaryota, Fungi, Ascomycota, Eurotiomycetes, Chaetothyriales, Herpotrichiellaceae. The coding region runs from base 1 to 894 and encodes 297 amino acids. The transcript has 2 exons. The record is from RefSeq and is a predicted model, not a curated record.
AUGAUUACCAACACCCCUUCAAAAUCUUCUCUUUUUUUAGUCCUCAACCUGGCACUGCUGGUCCUUGGCCAAGGCACACAAUUCAUCACUGGACCCUGCACGAGUGAUGCCGAUUGCGCCUCCAGCUGCUGCGGCUUCAACUCCGGCCUGUGCGCCGGCCCCGUGAUAGCCCAGACGCGAGACGGAGGAUGUGGCUUUGGCGAUGCACAGCCAAAUGACAUCGCCGCCCAAGCCUUCUUCAGCUCCCAGUCAGCAGCAGCAGCAGGUGCGACAUCACCUGCAACUGCUGCUCCCGCCCCGGCCGCUACUACGGCCGCUGCUUCAGGAUCAAACAACGGCAACGUCGGUACUGGAACGCAAUUUAUCACUGGGCCUUGCACGAGUGACGCAGACUGUGCCUCUGGAUGUUGCGGCUUCAACACUGGCAAGUGCGCUGGUGCCAUUGUCGCCCAGGAGCGAGAUGGCGGAUGCGGAUUUGGCGACGCCCAGCCAAACGACAACGCUGCAAGGAUCCUUCGCGGAGAACAACCCACCUCGGCUGCCAGUUCUGCACCGGCCCCAGCGAAUUCUGCCUCCACUGGUACCAGCACCAGCACGUCUGGCUCUUCGUCCUCUGGGUCAGGAACCAUCGACACAUCUAUCCCAGGCUCUCAAAACGUGGGCAAAGCCAACGGCUCGCAAUUCAUCACAGGCCAGUGUUUCAGCGACGCCGACUGCGCUUCUGGAUGCUGUGGAUUCAACACCGGCAAGUGCGCGGGUGCGAUCAUCGCGCAGACUAGAGACGGAGGGUGCGGCUUUGGAGAUGCUCAGCCAAAUGACAACGCAGCGAAGGCAUUGACCGGGGGAGCGAAGAAGAGGAGAGGCAUCGGAGCUGUGAGGGAGUACAUGGCAUGA